AUGUGUUUGCUUAACCUACCGACGGAACUGCUUUUAUUGCUCCCAACAUUCCUCGAGACCCAAAGAGAUAUCAACUCGUUGUCUCGAACCUGCGCCCAACUAUAUCUUCUCCUAAACCCGUGGCUGUAUCAAUACAACUCCCGAUACUGCGCUAGCUCCUCGCUAUUAUGGGCUGCCAAAACAGGGAACGAGGCAACGGCUCGAUUUUCUAUCCAAGAAGGAGGUGACGUUGGUAUGGUAGAUGAUAUUGGCCGGACACCGCUAUGUUGGGCUGCGCGAAGGGGACACGAAGCUGUCGUGAAACUAUUGCUUGAGACAGGGAAAGUCGAUGUGGAUUCUAGGGACACCGAAGGUCGGACGAUCCUAUUCUGGGCUGCGGCAAAUGGACACGAGGCAAUUGUGAAGCUAUUGAUCCAGAGCGGGUUAGUAGACAUAAGCUCACAGGAUACUGUGGGGUGGACAGUCUUGUUCUGGCCUGCAGCAAAUGGACAUGAGGCCGUGGUUGAGUUGAUACUUGCCACGGGGAAGGUGGAUGUGAACUCCAAAGACACGGAGGGUAGGACGGCGCUAUAUAUGGCCGCAGCUAGAGGGAAAGAGGCAGUGGUGAGGCUGUUGGUUGAAGAGAAGAAGGUGAAUUUGGACUCAAAAGACUCUCAAGGCCGGCCGCUGUCAUACUGGCCUGCUGUAAAUGGCUACAAGGCUGUGGCAAAAAUCUUGCGCGAGGCUGGAGACGUGAAUGUGGACACUACUUUAACUUCAUUCUGA
Molecule: messenger RNA, 765 nt
Organism: Penicillium salamii
Lineage: Eukaryota; Fungi; Ascomycota; Eurotiomycetes; Eurotiales; Aspergillaceae
Source: the annotation of a GenBank genome assembly